AUGAAAAAGCUCGAAAAUGGCAACAAAUGCAAUCAAAACGAUAUGGUGAAAAAAGAAAAUUUGGUUUUAUAGAGCACGAAAAAGUUGAUAUGCCACCAGAACAUAUUAGAAAGAUUAUUAAAGAUCACGGUGAUAUGUCAAGUAAAAAAUAUCGUCAUGAUAAAAGAAUUUAUCUUGGUGCUUUAAAAUAUGUCCCUCACGCUGUAUUAAAACUUUUGGAAAAUAUGCCAAUGCCUUGGGAACAG
This is a messenger RNA of Scutellospora calospora, 245 nucleotides long. The record is from the annotation of a GenBank genome assembly. Lineage: Eukaryota; Fungi; Glomeromycota; Glomeromycetes; Diversisporales; Gigasporaceae.